Molecule: messenger RNA, 962 nt
Organism: Carica papaya (papaya)
Lineage: Eukaryota; Viridiplantae; Streptophyta; Magnoliopsida; Brassicales; Caricaceae
Molecular function (GO): calcium ion binding
Source: RefSeq, a predicted model, not a curated record
AAACAGGAGCAUCUUCUUCUUAUUCCAACCAACCAGACAACAUCAGCACAGCAGCGAUGACGUCACCCUGCGAGCUCAAGACAGUUGCUGUUAUUUUGCAGACCAGCAAAUUAAUAAUAGCACUAAAUGCAAAUCUGCAUUAUCUUAACUCACCUGGAUCUUUGGUCUGCAAUAAAGUUAUCGAUAAUUCCAAGAGAGGACACCACGCUCAGUCGCUCCUCUUUCUCUUGCUCUCCCGCUCGCUUCUCCGUAACGAUGGGCAAUACAUCUUCGAUGCUCACUCAAUACGACAUUGAAGAAGUUCAAGAACACUGUAACCACACAUUUUCUCAGAUAGAGAUCGUCUCUCUCUACCAGAGAUUCUGUCAGCUCGAUCGCAAUGGCUGCGGCUUCAUUUCCGCCGACGAGUUCAUGUCUGUACCUGAAUUCGCUGUCAAUCCUCUCUCUCAGAGAUUGUUGCGGAUGCUAGACGGAUUGAAUUUCAAAGAAUUUGUGGCGUUCCUAUCCGCGUUUAGUCCUCGCGCGAGUUUGCAACACAAAAUCGAAUUUAUCUUCAAAGUGUAUGAUUCAGAUGGUAAUGGAAAAGUUGCCUUCAACGACAUGCUGGAUGUUUUGAGGGAUUUGACUGGGCAUUUCAUAUCCGAACAACAGAGGGAGAAAGUUCUGGUCCACGUCCUUGAGGAAGCAGGCUACACGAAGGAUUCUUCACUAGUUAUAUCAGAUUUUCUAAAGACUCUCGGAAGCUCUGAUUUAAAAAUGGAGGUCGAGGUUCCAGUGGACUAAGACAAAGGUAACAGUCAGUUCAUGUUACGACUUCUUGCUGUUCAUAGUACUCAUUCGGAUAGCAAUCAGUUUUCAGUUUCUUGUACGAAAUCCGAAUUCUUAAAACAGAUACCACUGUAAGCCACUUUGUUCUUUAGAUUUACUGGCAUUGUAAUGACAAACGAACUUCCGUUGCAUGA